UCUAAGUAUUGGCUCCUUUGUCGGAACCAAUACCAUUUUUUUUGUUACUUGGUUGUAUGCGUCGAUUUGUCGGAAGCAACACCAUUUGGGCUAUUUUAACUGAAAAUGAGUGCAUAUUUAACUUGUGUUUUUUUACAGGAUACUAAAUUGUGGAGACAAAAGUGUGCAGUGUGAAUUCAGGAUAAGCAACAUUGAGUUUAACGGAAGAUGGAUAGGAGUUGGAUAGACGAUGCGAACCAUAUCUCGGCUCAAUAUUUGGAUGGGGUCAGGGCUUUCUUAGAUUUCGCAUUUAAAGAUCGUAGCUCUGAAUCUUGCAUCUAUUGCCCCUGUACAUCUUGCGGAAAUCGCUUAACAAAAUCUCGUAGAGAUGUCUUGCUCCAUUGUAUUCGUUAUGGAUUCGACCAAACCUACAAGGUUUGGACUUGCCACGGAGAAGGAGAGGUGAACCCUGCUGUUGCAAACGACAAUAUGCCAAUGCGUUGGGAGGAGGAACUAGAACUUCUAUUGCGAGAGUGUGCAUAUACAGAGCACACCGAUCCGGGGCCCAGUGGAAAUGAACCUCAUAGGGAUGACGAAAAUGAACAUAUACAUCAUGGCAGUAAGGGGUAUAGAAAGAUGUUAGAAGAUGUAGAGAAAGAGCUCAUACCAGGGUGCAAGAAGAUGAGUAGACUCUCGUUUAUCGCACGGCUUUUGCACUUGAAGGUUUUGUGCCACUGGUCUAAUAAUUCUAUUGAUUUGCUGUUAGAGCUGUUACGGGAUGCACUUCCAGACGAUGUUGUCCUUCCGAAGAACUUCUAUGAGGCUAAUAAGCUGACCAAGGACUUGGGGUUCACAUGCAAGACUAUCCAUGCGUGCAUCAACAAUUGCAUGUUGUUUACCGGGGAAGAUGUUGACCGUGAGGUUUGUGUUGUGUGUGGGGAAAAGCGAUUUACACAGGGUAAAGAUAGAUCUCCAGUGAAGAAGUUAAGGUACUUUCCAUUAAUUCCGCGAUUGCAGCGAUGGUACGUAUCUUCCAAAACUGCAUCUUCUAUGAGAUGGCAUGCCGAAGGGCGUGUAGACGAUGGCAAGAUGUGUCAUCCAGCAGAUAGUCCUGCGUGGAAGAGUUUCGAUCAUCGGUACCCGACGUUCUCUGAGGAGAUUCGCAACGUACGCCUCGGUCUGGCCACUGACGGUUUCAACCCUUUUGGGAAUAUGAGUGUGAGUUAUAGUAUUUGGCCCGUCGUACUUGUGAUAUAUAACCUACCUCCGUGGCUGUGCAUGAAGCAACCAUCGUUACCUUUAGAUGACGGAGGCAAUGUUAGAGGAGCAGCCGAUUACUGGCUAAGGGAAGGUAUUGAGGGGCAAGUAGUAGAAGAUGCAGGGCAGAUGGACCAUGCCGAUACUUCGCCUUCGGAUUCGGAGGAAUCCUCCGAAGAUGAUGGUGCUUAG
This is a messenger RNA of Andrographis paniculata, 1428 nucleotides long. RefSeq lists its product as uncharacterized. Lineage: Eukaryota; Viridiplantae; Streptophyta; Magnoliopsida; Lamiales; Acanthaceae. Bases 208 to 1428 code for a protein of 406 amino acids. The transcript has 2 exons. The record is from RefSeq and is a predicted model, not a curated record.